AUGAACCAGCAAGCGACGUACAGCAGCGAUUUGAUUAACGUUCUUGGUAGCAACUUGUUGAUCAACUUUGAUGUCGACAUUCGCGGCUCUAAGCCUGAGAUUCGUAGCAUGGACUACACGAAUGUCAGUGUCAACGGUGACGCUAUCUACCGUGUCGAAGGCAGUGUCUGCGGUGGCAGCGGUGACCAGCCAAAGGGGUACAAUUGCCCAUUGAAAGAUGCCAUCGGUGUUGCCAACUGUUUGGAUACUAUGAAAAGAUUUCGCAACGACGAUAUACGGGAGGUCGCAGCUGUAAACACUGGCACAAGUGUCUCGAGUUCCGACAAAGGGUGUACGCGUACGAUUUGGUGUGGAGACGACCCGACAACACACAUUAAGUCAGGAGCGAGUACGGAAGGCGACAGCGUGGGUCUCACUUCAGAGAUUGAAGAGAACGACUGCACGCCUAUAAGCGUCGCAGGUGAUGCCACUUUCUGCAUUUCCGGUCCAAGUUGUAGUGGUGACGGCGACCAGCCCGCAGGCGAUCGAUGUCCUGUGCAAGGCGACGUUGCAGUCAGCGACUGUCUUGUCAACCUUCCAAGCUACUUAAAUGGCCAGUGUAUGGUUCCUAAGGAAGUGUAG
Peronospora matthiolae is the source of this 621-nucleotide messenger RNA. The record is from the annotation of a GenBank genome assembly. NCBI's taxonomy places the organism in Eukaryota, Oomycota, Peronosporomycetes, Peronosporales, Peronosporaceae.